AUUUUCGUAACCUAUCGCAAUUUAUUUCGUAUCGGUCAAAUCAAGCGUUUAACAGAAAUGGAUGUAUCCGAAUUCACCAAGCGAUGUCCCCCAUUUUACGCUGUAGUACUGUCUUGUUUUGGGAGGUUUGACAGCAGCAGCAUUGAGGGCGAUGGUGCAAUCCCUUAGUAAUCUCAGUAAUUGUGUCUUGUAUGUGAGGGAACUCCUGCUCAUAGCCUACUGUAGCUAUAUCUAUGUCCAGAUUAAAAUACAUGUAUGGGCUAUCCAAUGUUAAUUCCAUGGUUUCUACUGUCCCUCCCUCUUCAUCAUAAGUGAGAAUUGAAUUAGGGCCAAUUCUGCUGAAGUCAACAACCAGACUAAGUGAUUUCCAUUUUGGUUCUCAUUAAUGUGCAUGCCCACAGGGACUUUGGCUCACAUUUUAUCUUGCAUAUCAGGCACUACAUCUCUUUUGAGUAAGUAGCCUAAGUGAAGGCUGAUUCAUCAGUAAUGCAAAGAAGAAAAUCAUAAGAUGUCUCACUGACAGGCUUCGUUAUGCAGUGGGCAUUAACUUCAUAGAUUCAGGUGGGAAACGGAACAAGUGAAAAAGGCCAACUAAUUAGGGGAUUGUAAAUUCCCAUAAAUCGGUUUAUUAAAAAUGUUUACCUCAAAUAUUACUUUUAAUACUCUGGCAUAUUUAAAAUGUAAUCACAUCGGGCACUGAAAUCUGCCCACACAGUCACAUUAUGGGGAUUCACUUUAUAUUGGAGGACAAAGCUGGUCUCCAUGAGAGCCAGAGAAUCCAGUUUCAUGUGUUAUCUUGAGCUGACAAGGAUCUGAGCACAGACUCGCCAGAGCACCUGCAAAAUGUCGCACAACGGUGUAACUAACACGAGGCAGAUGAUGGUAGUCAUAUCCACGGUGGACGAAUGGUCCUCUUUGAAAUCUCUGCUGCAGGGUAGCCGUGAGGACAAACGUCACCAGUUUACCUUUAGUUCUCUGGGAUCAAAUCAAGUCUGUGACUUGACGGUGGAUGGCCGCUCGAUUAGCUUGCACUAUGCAGAAUUCAAACAAGACAUGACAGAAGAGGGAAUCAGACAGGCCAUAGAUGGUAGCUUUAAGUCCUGCAGAGAUGGAAUAAUUACAUUUCUACUGUUGAUCCAAGGUGGAGAUUAUACAAAACAGGAUAAGAGAAUGAUAGAGAUACUGCAGGCACACUUUGGAGCUGAAGCUUUAAAAUACCUGGUAAUUCUCUCUCUGGAAGAUGGAAACGUUGUUGAAAUGUUGGACGACGCACUCCUGGAGUUGAUAACCACAUGCAAUGGAAGAUACUGCCGAGUCACAUCAUCUGCUGCAAGUGACAAGCUAGGUGCACUAUUCGAGAUGGUCGACUACACGCUGACUGAAAACAGUGUGACUGGCUACACUGAAACCAUGCUGGCUGAAGCUAAGAAAAGGAACACAGAAGACACAGCCAUGAAGAUGUUGAAACAGAAGGUGCAGGAGGCCGAAGAGAAGGUGCAGGCCUUCAAGCAGCUGGUCCAUCAGCGAGAGGAGAGAAGAGCCAAAGAGAUGGAGGAGCUGAAGGCGAAGCAUGCUGAGGAAAGACAGAAGGAGGCAGCUGAGAGAAAGAAAUAUGAGACAAAAAGAGAGAGCCUGGAGGAGGCUGUGAUAAGCCACAAAGCCAUGUUGCAGCACCAGAUGAAUGUUCAUGAUGACGAUGAAACGAAGAAGAUGUCAGUCGUCCUGUUGGGUCUGUCUGGCAGCGGGAAAUCUUCUGCUCUAAAUCUCAUUCUGGAGAGAGCAGGUAAUCAAUACCCAGUUAAUGUGUCCAGCCAUGAACCCCCUCAGCCAACCUUGGCUUGUGAGAGAAAAGAAGUGUUUGCAGCAGGGAGGCGACUCAUCCUGGUGGACACCCCCGAGCUGUGGGACGAAGACGAGGUGGAGAACCUGGAGCUGGUGAAGGACUGCCUGGCUCUGUCUCUCCCAGGACCCCACGUCUUCCUGCUGGUGCUCCAGGUGGGGCGCUUCACCCAGGGCGAGUGUGAGAUGUUGUGGCACCUGCAGAAAAUCUUCGGACAAGAGUUAGCAGAGCACACCAUCGUCCUGUUCGUUCGCUUUGACGACAACCAGCACAGGUCUCAGAGGAUCAAUGACUAUGUGGCGGGAGCCCAUGCAACCCUGCAGGAUCUCAUCCGCAAGUGUGGAAGCCGUUAUUAUGAGCUGAAUGUUGCAAAGUCCCAGAAUGCCCUAAGCUAUCCUCAGGUGAAAGACCUGCUCUCAGGAAUCAACAAACUGGCUGCCUCACAUGGAGGACGCUCCUACUCAAUGAGAUUUACUGUGCAGGAGCUGCAGGAGAGGAAGAAAGUGAUUGAAGAGGGGAAUGAGGGGGAAGUAAACUACUUGCUGAGAGAUGCUUGAUUUCUUUACUCUCAUGCAGGUUGCAUUUAUUAUGUUUAAUUGCAGGUCUUUUGCUAAUCUAAUCCAACAGGCCUGUAAUAUAAUAAGCCUACAAUUCAUUUUAUUUCUCUAAAACCUCUCCAAAGUUUAAUUUUGUUGAGACUGUGUUAGAGAAAUGUUGAUACAACUAUUUGGAAUGAGCUUUAACUGCAGGGAUUUUGUACUGGAUUAUAUAACACUGCAAAUGUAUUGCUUUUAGAUGCUGUCAUAUCUAUUGAGCAUUUUUAAGCAGUGUAUAAACAUUAAUAAAUUGUUUAUAACAUACCAUAAAUAUAGUUUAAAUCAUAU
This is a messenger RNA of Thunnus maccoyii (southern bluefin tuna), 2724 nucleotides long. RefSeq lists its product as uncharacterized. The transcript has 4 exons. The record is from RefSeq and is a predicted model, not a curated record. Gene Ontology annotation, molecular function: GTP binding. The coding region runs from base 844 to 2397 and encodes 517 amino acids. Lineage: Eukaryota; Metazoa; Chordata; Actinopteri; Scombriformes; Scombridae.